This is a messenger RNA of Ogataea philodendri, 1272 nucleotides long. RefSeq lists its product as uncharacterized. The record is from RefSeq and is a predicted model, not a curated record. Gene Ontology annotation, biological process: positive regulation of transcription by RNA polymerase II; negative regulation of transcription by RNA polymerase II. The transcript has a single exon. Gene Ontology annotation, molecular function: DNA-binding transcription factor activity, RNA polymerase II-specific; RNA polymerase II cis-regulatory region sequence-specific DNA binding; zinc ion binding. Bases 1 to 1272 code for a protein of 423 amino acids. NCBI's taxonomy places the organism in Eukaryota, Fungi, Ascomycota, Pichiomycetes, Pichiales, Pichiaceae.
AUGUUUGCAGGAAACGUUCCGGCUCAGAAGUCGGAAUCCCACAUAAAGCUCCUCAAGAGAGAAAUAGAGAGAGAGUUUGCCGAGCAAUCCAGCACCUCUCUGCAAAUAUGGAAGAUGUUCAAUAACAAGAACACCCUUUUGCCAAACAACAAGCGCAUUCUCAACUUGUCCUGGAGACUCAACAGUAUCGAAAGUGUCAAGAGGCGCAGAAACAGUGACUCAUCCAAUAGGAUUACAAAGCCUACGAAAUAUUCGCACAAACAGUCCCUUUCGCAAUCGAGCAACAACCUUUCUUUAACAAAGCCUCAUCUUUCCGAAACCUCCUUCAGCGAGACGCCAGAGAACCCGGAAUUCGAUUACAUCGAGCACAUCAGACGGAUUUCGAAAGAGGAGUACGGCAUGAACCCAGAACCUCCUGUGCAUGCUGAGCCGUUCCGGUCGUCGAUCUCGUCGAUGGACCAUGACUCGAUCUUCGGCUUGACAAAUCCAAUCACCAUCGAUCCAAAAGAGCGCAUGGACUCGAGUGAUUACCUUUCUCCCGGCACCAGUCAUUCAUUGUCGUCAAACACAAACUCUGUUUUCUCCACCGUCAAUGGCCAGCCAUACAAUUUCCUACACAACCAGCCGCAACAGUACCAAUCGGCCUCGUAUUCGCAUCAGAGCCAUCUGCAGAAGCCGACGGAGGACUUCAACGUGGACAGUUUCCUCAAGUUUGACGACACCCUGCCAGACAUGAUGGAUAUCACCAAACAUGGCCACCAGGAGAAAGACAUGGCUAGUUCGAAACGUGAAGAGAAAAGAGCAUCCGAUUACAGUCUCACUAAUUAUAUCAAUACUUUGGAGGUGUCGCUGGACCGUCGCGACAGACCGGCCUACGACAAAACGUCACCAACCCUCACGACAGCAAGUUCCAAAACGACCCCAGUUUCUGCUCCGUCCACGGGCAAGUACUCGCAGCAGCCGAUUUGCGAGAACUGUUUCACGUCGACGACUCCGCUGUGGCGGAAGACGUCCGACAACCGGCUGCUGUGCAACGCGUGCGGGCUGUUCUUCAAGCUGCACGGAGUGAUCCGGCCGCUGAACAACACCGCCUCGAGCGCAAAGAUGAACGAGCAACAAAAACGCAAGCGGUCAAGCUUGGACCUGGGAGACCACAACGCAUCAGUGCAGGUGGCUCCGCAGCCGAUCCGGAUGGACAGUUACAAAGAGGACACCACGCAGAUGGGCGAGACGUUUGCUGGUGACUGGGACUGGCUGAAGUUCAAUGUCUAG